This is a messenger RNA of Penicillium atrosanguineum, 1590 nucleotides long. RefSeq names its product MFS transporter. The transcript has 7 exons. Bases 1 to 1590 code for a protein of 529 amino acids. Gene Ontology annotation, molecular function: transmembrane transporter activity. Gene Ontology annotation, biological process: transmembrane transport. NCBI's taxonomy places the organism in Eukaryota, Fungi, Ascomycota, Eurotiomycetes, Eurotiales, Aspergillaceae. The record is from RefSeq and is a predicted model, not a curated record.
AUGGAACGCAGCGAGCCUAGCUUAGACGGUUCGCUAGCCGAACCCAUGGAGAUCGAAUAUCGUUACCUCGAGCUAGAGACGCCGCUGCCCACUCCAGCUAUUACGCUACCCCCCGGUCCCAGUCAGUCGGCGCCUCCUGAUGCUCCGAGCUUGGAAGAAUAUACUUCGCCCUUUUUAUGGCCGAAAUGGCGCAAGUCGAUGAUGACCUAUAUUGCCUGCGCCGUUACUGCGCUGGCUGGUUAUUCCGCUGGUGAGGUCAGUCCGGCGGCGGAUGAGUUGUGUAAGGAAUGGGGCGUGAGCAGCGUGGUGUAUAAUUUGAGCAUUACUCUUUUCUGCAUUGGGUUCGCUCUGGCUCCCAUGGUUUUGGCGCCGUUCUCUGAGAUCAACGGCCGCCGGCCUAUCUUUAUUGCCAGCGGUGUUCUCUUCGUCGCGACGUUGAUUGCCUGUGGAGGCACCCAUACAUUUGGCGGGCUUUUGGCAGCCCGAUUCUUCCAGGGCGUUGGUGGAUCUACUUUCUCCACCAUGGUUGGCGGUGUCAUCAGUGAUAUCUACCAUGCGCAAGACCGAAACACCCCAAUGGCCCUAUUUGCCGGCGCAGCACUCUUCGGAACUGGCCUGGCACCUUUGAUCGGCGGCGCAAUCGUUUCACAUACCACCUGGCGCUGGAUCUACUACUCGCACGCCAUUGUCUCGGCUGUUUUUGUCGUCAUCAUCUACUUUUUCUUCAAAGAGACCCGUGGAAGUGUCCUAUUGAGUCGCAAGGCCCACAAGCUGAACACAUACUACGAGCAGCUCGAAGAAGCUGGACAUGUAGGCGUUCUCCUGUCGAGUGAAGAGUCCAGUGAAGAAAAGUCGACUCGUCGUAUUCGAUGGAAGGUGAAGAGCGACGAGCAGCGUGAUUCUCUGGCAACGAUGAUUCGGAUCUCGGUGUAUCGACCUUUCCACAUGCUCUUCACCGAGCCCGUGGUCUUCUUUUUCUCCGUGUGGGUAUCCUUCAGCUGGGCUACUCUCUACCUCCAAUUCGGAUCUAUACCCCUUGUCUUCACGAAAAGCCACGGUUUCAACGUCGAGCAGAACGGUGCCGUGUUUACUUCCAUGUGCGUCGGCGUCAUCAUCAUCACCUGCAUCAGCAUCUGGCAAGAGAAAAUCGCCGCCCACUUCGGCAAGCUCUCGUCCUCCGCCGAAGGACGUCUCUAUUUCGUCUGCAUCGAGUCGGUCUUACUACCAAUCGGCCUGUUCUGGUUCGGCUGGACAUCUUACCCUUCCGUUCCUUGGAUUGUCCCAGCGAUCGCCGUCGGCUGUGCGACCAUGGGUAUUUUCUCGAUCUAUCUAGCCACUUUCAACUACUUGGCAGAUACAUACCACCGGUACGCUAGUUCGGCAAUUGCUGCCCAGUCUUGCUGCCGGAACUUGCUCGGUGGUGUCUUCCCACUUGUGACCGCUGCCAUGUUCAAUAACCUUGGCUUCCAGGCCGCAUCGAGUCUCCUGGGUGGUAUUGGUCUUUUGCUUACUCUGGUUCCCUGGAUUCUUGCCUUUUAUGGACCCAAGAUUCGAGCUAGGAGUAAGAUGGUGAGUGAGCUUGCUCACUAA